AUGAACAGAUUUCGCACCAAGAAGAGGGCGAAGGAUGAUAUCGCCUCUUCCACGCCAAGGGCCUCCCACGAAUCAGAGUCACCUACGCCAUUCCGUCUGUUUGGAAAGGCAAAGAAAUCACAAGAAGAGGAGCCUAAGAAGGAACUGGAUCUCGAGAACGCUUUGCCUAACACCGAUGAUUUCCGAACAAGUCUGCUUAUGACAGGGUUAUCUGCACGAUUUUCCAUGCUGAGAGAACAAGAUGACCCGAACACGAAGAUUGGCAAGGCGAGUGACGACAGCGUUUUGUUUCCCAAGCGCCAGUCAAGGAUGCUGGACUUUGGCUUCGGCCCUGCAAACGGCCUGUCAGACAUCGCCGAGGUCGAGUCAAUCAGAAAAGAAGUACCCUUUAACCGGAUGGAUUCUUACCACUCGGCCGAUGGUAACUCCAUCUCGGGAAGCGUCAUGGACCGAGCCAAGCCGGGAGAAGGUAACAACCUAUUUGGUGGACGCCAGAAAGUUUACAAGCUUGGCUCUGGCGCUGUUUCCACCAAAAACCUCGACGGCGGUGGCAUGAGUGGACGAGUUCUCUACGAUGACGACGUCGCGAAGUCGGCCUUCCAGAAAUGGAGGCAGACCGAGAAGUCCAAGCCAUCAUUUGACGACGAACAGGAUCAGACGCCCUCAAGCAUCGAUCUCCCUCGCGCGGAAUCACCCCCGCCCUUGGGCUACGAUCGUAAGAGAGAAACAAACUCAACAACGUCAUCGACGCCCUCACUGGGCCGCAACUCAACGGCAGCUACUUCUGUCAUGUCUCAACCAACUUCGGCAGCAAAGGAUUGGCAGUCAAACCCGACGGCACCCAGCUCUGCAACGGGCACUCCCAAUCUCGACCGGAGCGUUACCCGUGCACGACGCCUCUACGAGACGGGCCUCAACCACGAGCUCCAAGAACAGCAAUCUUCAGCUCUGUCACGAAUGGACACUCUUUCUCGGCAGCGAACACUCGGCAGUAGGACUCCUGACCUCAACGGACCUUCGCCGACAAGCAGUCUCUUCAGCGAUCGUUUCGGCAACGAGAGAAGAAUCUUGGCCAAGGGAAGCGCACCGAACCUGCGAUCCGCGAGCCCGCCAACCAUGGGAUCACCAAUCGUCCCCAUGGAUUUGGGCAUCAACGUGCCCUCAAACUCAGAGCCCAAGUCCUCCUUUGGAGGCGCACCCCCGCUGAGUCCGCCCAUCAGCGAAGGUGAGGAAAGCUCUGUCCUCCCCAGUGACAGAGGCAAGGCCACUGCCAUGGGACUGUUCCAAAAGCCGCUUCAUUCCUACGACGAGUCCAGAUACGCCCAGAGGCAGCUUCAACUCCAGCAAGGCCGAGAGACGCCGACCAACAGAUUCCGCACCGAGUCUAAUGCAUCCCAAACUACCGGCCGAUCCCGCUCGUCCUCGUCGGCUCAGAGGCUGCCGGUCGAGAAACCCGAGCCAAUGAUUCGUACUGAGCCGACCGUGAAGGAAGAGGAAGCUGGAUUGAGCUUCUAUGACGACUCGCUUUCCCCCCAAGACGACGCGAUAAACCCAGCUGCAGCAUUGCAUGGCGCUACAAGGCGGCCUGCUGACCGCGAUCAUCCCGCACUCAGGGACUUUGCCGUGCCAACACCACUCUCGUUGAGCACUGGCGCGUCGGUGGAGCCAUCACCUGUGUCCGAUCAGCCUUUUACUGCCGUGUCCGCCGAGACGACGAGCUCGCCUCAAGACUCCCCUACGCUUCCCUCGUCUGCCGGCCUCAGCGGAAUGGUCCGCCAGCACCUGCGGACCGACAGUGCCACUUCAUCCAUCUACGGCUCAGCCCCGCAGACCUCCAACUUUGCUUCUAGAUUCCCUCUUGACCCGUAUGAUCCCAAGUCUAUGGCGGAUAUGGGAGUGAUGGCCAACCCUUGGGAAGUUCAGUCUCCGGACUGGAGAAACUCGGCCUUCAACGACGAUGAGCAGACGUCCAACGAGCAGAAGGAACCAGCAGUUCCUGAGCCUACCUCGCAGCCUCGCCAAACGCUGCCAUCAGAGAACCAGCCAGCCUCUGAGCGCAAUACCGGGUCAAGCACCGAGAUGGAAAAGGAACAUGACGAAUUUGCCAAUCAACUCGCUGACCGCGCACGCCGCGUUCGUGAGAGGCUGACUUCGUAUGUGGAGUCAGACCGCGACAGCAGGUCGCUCUCACCUCACCCAGUCGAUCGUACAAGAGAGCCGUCAUUGCCUCGUCCGAAUCCUCUGGGUAUCUUGAGACAAAAGACGAGCCGUGGUUCUUUGAUCGAUCGCAAUCGCGAGAACCGCGUCGAUAGCCAGCACUCAAAGGCCAUCAAGAUGCUUGGCCUUGCGUCUUCGACCAUCAGCAGCGCUCCCAGCCCGAAUAAGUCAAGCUUCGAGGAGAAGGAACCACAGUCACCUGUUCAUGACGAACGUGAGAAGCCACCGUUCCCUAGGGCUGAGACAGCCCCGGUAUUUCCCACGCACGAGCCGGAGAAGGAGAAGGAGGACGACUCGAUGCACGCUGGACUCCAAGCAUUCAGACAAGCCAGACGACGGCUGAUGGAGGCUCAGAAGAGCCCGUCAAGUGUCCCUAUCAACCCUGGUCAGAUGCCUGGCUCCAUGUCCAUUCCGAUGGCUGGCCCGCCUGCGUCCAGGACUGCCGCCCCUACUAGUCGAGAACGCACUCCCGGCCCACGAUCACCUUCCCGUGAGCGCCGACCGCCUCCCGUUACCUACCAGCAACGGGCACCUAGCGAAGAGCUACAGCCCGGCAACGGCCAGGGCCGAGCGCCGUCCCGCCCUUCUUCUCGGACUGAACGAAGUGAGCGUGACCGCAGCGGCUCUGAAGCUAGCAGCGGCGACAGGCCUCACCGUCCUGCGCGGCUGCGUACCGGCACAAUCUCAUCACCCCAUGAAGAGCAGCGCGGCAUGGUGCCACCUCCUGGUAGACCUCAAAUGCUGAACUCGCCGGGCCUCCCCGGCACUAACAUUCGUCGGUCACCCAUUAUGCCUCCUCAGCCGUACCCGAAUGGAGCCCCUCAGGCAAAGUCUCUCGACCGCUCUGCGUCCCAGGGCAACCUCGCGGUUCAGUACCGCCGUCGGGGACCUGAUUCCGGUCAGCCUUCACCCAUUUCCCCAAUGGCUCCGAUCCCGUCGCCGUCGAUUCCCGUCAGCCAGUCUUCACCCGCUUUCGUUCCCUCCCGACGACCAUCCGCACCUACCGUGCCGUCGCCCAACUCUGAGGCUGCACCUGUCAACCGCCUUGACGAGUCAAUGAAGAGGGUUGUCAGGAAAAAGGAUAUUUCUGAGCCGACUUUUGUCUCUUCAACCUCUCGCGUGCCAACUGUGGCUCUCCCCGAGACCUCGGAGUCCCGUUCUAGAAGCGGUUCUCGUUCCCGAUCCGGCAGCAUCCUCGGUGCCGCCGCCUCAACACCAAACCUCCAUGGCAGCGUACACGCCAACAUCAACGCUCCGCCUGUGCCUCCGAUUAACCCCAAGCGUCGCAACAUGAUCGGUUCGAUGAUGGGUCGCCGAGGAGAUGACGACAUGGGCGCAAGCUCUCCUCACCUGCCGUUCUCCCCGCCGCCGAUUCCUCGUGAACACGGUGAUGACAGUCACAGCGCAUUCUCCGUGAGCGACGAAGAGGACGGUCCUGGUUCCCAGCGGCGCCGUCUCCGAAAGACCAUCAGCGAAGCCAAUGGCAUGAACAUGCGUGCCCGUCUCACCCGGGGCAAUAGCCCUCCCAACAUGCCUCAGCCCACGGCCAUGACAGGCGGCUUGAACAACGGAAACAUGCCUGGCGGCAUGAUUUAA
Messenger RNA from Colletotrichum phormii, 3813 nucleotides. RefSeq lists its product as uncharacterized. The record is from RefSeq and is a predicted model, not a curated record. The transcript has a single exon. Lineage: Eukaryota; Fungi; Ascomycota; Sordariomycetes; Glomerellales; Glomerellaceae. The coding region runs from base 1 to 3813 and encodes 1270 amino acids.